Molecule: messenger RNA, 582 nt
Organism: Salvelinus sp. IW2-2015
Lineage: Eukaryota; Metazoa; Chordata; Actinopteri; Salmoniformes; Salmonidae
Gene: lamtor5
Product: late endosomal/lysosomal adaptor, MAPK and MTOR activator 5
Biological process (GO): positive regulation of TORC1 signaling; cellular response to amino acid stimulus
Cellular component (GO): lysosome; cytoplasm; Ragulator complex
Molecular function (GO): guanyl-nucleotide exchange factor activity
Source: RefSeq, a predicted model, not a curated record
AGUUUCCGUAGGAAUGCGUAUCACGUGAGUUCGAGAAAAGUCAGGAAGCAGACAAUCACAAACAAUUUCUUGCACCAAUAUCAAAUGUAUUAACUGCAAGUUAACUCGAUUUAGGCUUUUGUUAUCAUGGAGUCGACCCUCGAGCAACAUCUUGAUGAUACCAUGAAGAGUCCAGCCAUUGUCGGAGUUCUCUGCACGGACCAACAGGGACAUAUUCUAGGCUGUCGUGGCUCUCUGUCUGAUGAGCAUGGUGGAGUGGUGUCUGUACUGGCCAGACAGGCAGCCUCUCUCACCAGAGACCCUACAGACAGCCCCACAGUGUGUCUGGAGUCAGAUUCAGGGCCAUAUUGUUUUUUUCCCCCCACAGGAAUAUUCUAGUGAGAGCACAUGGAACCAUCACAGUAGCUGUUCAUAAGAUGUCGUCAUGAAGUCGCCUGAUGAAGAUGGAGGAGUCUGUUUCUGUUUGUAAAGCUGUUUGUUUACUAAUGCUAAAUAAUCCCACACAAUACUGCCCUACCAAGCAAAAAAGGGCAGUAACUGCUUGGAACUGAGAAAAAUUGCUUUUAUUUACCUUGGUUUAGC